This is a messenger RNA of Gopherus evgoodei (Goodes thornscrub tortoise), 4944 nucleotides long. It is a transcript of the gene MFSD6, whose product is annotated as major facilitator superfamily domain containing 6. Gene Ontology annotation, biological process: antigen processing and presentation of exogenous peptide antigen via MHC class I. Bases 229 to 2553 code for a protein of 774 amino acids. Gene Ontology annotation, cellular component: plasma membrane. The transcript has 7 exons. The record is from RefSeq and is a predicted model, not a curated record. NCBI's taxonomy places the organism in Eukaryota, Metazoa, Chordata, Testudines, Testudinidae.
UUACACCGGCAGCUGCUGUUCCUUUAUUCCAGAGGACGUUUUAUUUACCGGAGUGUAACCCCAUCCUUUCCCCUCCCCGCCCCGGCUGGGAUCGACACGGGGCUUUGCGUGCUGCCCGGUCUGGGGAAAGCAGCGCCGGCUCCACCAUUGGUGCCACAGCAGCUGGGAGGAUACCUGCAGUCAUUGUGGAGGGUUGUUGUGUUGAAUAUCGGAUGCUUGUGGUGAGCUAUGGCGGCUGAUGAUAAAGUUGCCAUCUUAACUGAUGAUGAAGAAGAACAGAAGAGAAAGUAUGUGCUUGCUGAUCCUUUCAAUGGAAUUUCCAAGGAGCAAGAUCUCCAGCCCCAAAAUGAAACCCCUUCAACUGAGACCACCACUGUCCCAGAUGAGGAGCUAGACUGGUUAGAAAGGCACUGUGUCAGAAUAAACAAUGAUCUUCUGAUCUCCAAGGUCUUUUAUUUUUUCUUUUAUUCUGCAUAUGGCUCCCUUUACCCAUUGCUUCCUGUGUAUUAUAAGCAGCUAGGCAUGUCACCUAGUCAGAGUGGACUUCUGGUGGGCAUUAGGUACUUUAUUGAGUUCUGCAGUGCUCCUUUCUGGGGAGUGGUGGCAGAUCGCUUUAAAAAAGGGAAAGUUGUCCUUCUCUUUUCACUUUUAUGUUGGAUUUUAUUUAACCUGGGGAUUGGAUUUGUUAGACCAGCUACCUUAAGAUGUGUACCAAAGGUCCCUCCACCACCACAUCCUUCCAAUGCCAGCCACCUUUUAACAUCGCUGUCGCAAAAUGCCACCAUUUCUUCUCUACUAACUACAGCUAGUGCUACGUUACAGAAGGGUCUUGGGAAACAGGACCUGUUAGCUAACAGUCCCCCAACUUUGGAAUUGUUUCCAUUUUCUGCUCAGACCAGAAAUGGAGACCUUGCCUUGGAUAACAACAGUACAAAUUUUAUUUCAAAGAAUACCACCACAAACCCAGGACUGCCAGGAAAUAUGACCCACCCUACAUCACCACCUGUUGUCACUACGAAGCCAGUAUCUUCUGACCACGUCAUGCUGGUUUAUGAUCAUCAAGAAGUAGAAGCUAUCUUUCUACUCAUUCUCUUGGUUGUCAUUAUAGGAGAGUUUUUCAGUGCCUCAUCUGUUACCAUUGUGGACACCGUGACUCUCCAAUACCUUGGCAAACACAGGGAUCGCUAUGGCUUGCAGCGGAUGUGGGGCUCUCUGGGCUGGGGACUGGCCAUGCUGUCAGUGGGAAUUGGUAUAGACUAUACCCGUAUAGAAGUGAUCAUCGAAGGUCUGGGGUGUAAAGCUCCUGAGUACAAGAACUACAGGAUUGUUUUCAUAGUCUUUGGUGUACUGAUGUCAAUGGCGCUUAUUGUGGCCACCCAGUUCAGAUUCCAUUAUGACCACUACAAAGAAGAUGAAAACAAGAGGAAGGAAGUAGAGAUCCCACAGGUGGAUGGAAAUGCCUCCACUGAAUCCUCUGAUGACACCCCCAGCAGCAUAAGCCAGUCUCAGUCAUUCAGUUUUUGGGACCUGAUAAAGCUCCUUUGCAGUAUACAGUAUGGGUCUGUGCUGUUUGUGGCUUGGUUUAUGGGGUUUGGGUAUGGGUUUGUGUUCACCUUUCUCUACUGGCACUUGGAAGACCUGAAUGGCACUACCACCCUCUUUGGAGUCUGUUCUGUCUUGAGCCACGUGUCUGAGCUGACUGCCUACUUCUUUAGCCACAAGUUGAUUGAACUGAUUGGUCACAUCAGAGUGCUCUAUAUUGGCCUUGCCUGUAAUACAGCUCGCUACAUUUAUAUCUCCUAUUUGGAAAAUGCCUGGACUGUUCUCCCUAUGGAAGUACUUCAAGGUGUAACCCAUGCAGCCAUAUGGGCAGCUUGUAUUUCGUAUCUUAGUGCUGCAGUGCCUCCAGAAUUAAGAACUUCAGCUCAGGGGAUUCUACAAGGUCUCCACUUGGGUCUGGGCAGAGGAUGUGGGGCUAUGAUCGGAGGGGUUUUGGUCAACUAUCUUGGGGCUGCUGCAACAUUCAGGGGGAUAGGAAUGGCCUGUUUAGUGAUCCUACUACUCUUUGCAUUAAUCCAGUGGCUAGCUGUUCCUGAUGAAAAAGAAGAGAAGACAAUGCUGGCAGAAAGGAUCCCAGUGCCUUCCAGCCCUGUUCCCAUAGCAACCAUUGACCUCAUACAUCAACAGUCAGAAGAUAUCAUGCCUCGAACUGAGCCCAGACUUCCUCCCAAGAAAACAAAGCACCAAGAAGAACAAGAAGAUGUGAACAAGCCUGCGUGGGGGAUCAGUUCUUCUCCUUGGGUUACUCUGGCUUAUGCUGUCUAUCAAAUAAAGGAGAUGGUACAGCUGUCUAAAAGCAAUCUGAUGCCUGAAAACCAGCCUUUGCAGAAAGCCAGUGAGAAUCAGAGUACUCCAGCAGCCACUCCAACAGAACAACCCCCAAAUCUGAGAGAGACUGAUGAAUCCAGAGAUUAUUCAAUACCUGCAGCAACACUCAACUCCCAAACUGACCCAGAGCCCCCUAGUGUUGGAUCAGCUUCCCUUUGUCAGUAAUGCUCCAUUUGUUGCUGCAGGGCACUAAGAUGAGUUCGUCUUAUCAAACCCACUGCAUGAAAUCGUGCUGCUCUGCUGGGAAGUGGUGGAACAAGAGCUCAAAAGAGCCCUUCACCUUAUGUGACUAGGAACUACAGGUGCUCAGCACAUCUUGAAAUCAGACCCAUCACAUGAUGCAGCACAAGCUUUUAAAUAUUUAAGACCAUUCAUAUGACAAUAUACAGUAGCAACAUUGCAUGGGGAAGCUAAGGGUCUGGAAGGCUUGGCAGAGGAAAUGGGACUGAAUGUCACUGCCUUAGAAAUUCUCAGUUGCUUUGCUAAAGUUUGGUCAAAUGUUAUGAGAUUCUUUGCAAUCUGUAGAGAAAGGGGAGCUUAUACUGACAGUUGUGUAAUGUGAAGAAAAAACACUAAGUCACUCUAUAUAAUUUCCCCUAUUUGAUCAGUUAGUUUAAAUUUAAUUUUUUCCCACAGAGAAACUAAACUGGAAAAGAAAACACUAUGGUCUUUCUUUUCAGGAGAAAAAUUGCAUUUCCCCGAAAAAGUUAAACAAACAACUAAGAGACACUGGACAAAGUAAAUACAAAAAUAAAGGCACAGCCUAGUCUUUUGCAAUGACUUCUCAAAAACCAUGAAUAGCUUCAGCAAGAAUGUUUGUAUAAUGUGGUGAUGGAUUUAGUGACACUGAGUGGAAUCUUUGAAUAGUAAAGCUGCCAUUAACGCUCUUCUGAGAGGUAGGUUUAGUUUGGCAAGGCAUAAAUUUUUGAAAAGGGCAUUUUAGAAAGAACCAAAUGGAGGUGAGGUUAAAUCAACUCAGUAUGCAUACAGCCCUUCACUAAACAGGGUGUUUGCUAAAUGCAUGUGUGUAUAAUUUUAGGUUUGAUGAUAUGCCCAAGACUGCUAGGGUGACCAGACAUCCCGAUAUUAGCUAUUUGUCCUAGAUUUUUCAUUCCGCUGGCAGCACUCGCUUGCUUUUUUUGCUGCUCUGCUGGCAGCACUUGGCUUUUUUUUUCCCCUCGCUGCUCCGCCGGCAGCACUCAGCUUUUUCUUUUGCUCCGCCGGCGGACACCCCUUGCCCCUCCCCCCCAAUAUGUGUCCUGAUAUUUUCUCCCUCUCAUCUGGUCACCCUAAAGACCACAGACCUCGAUCAAGAUUGGGCAGUUUGAGAUUGAUUGAGAGUGUCCACUGAAAACCUCUUUUUAUUUUUAAUUUCAUCAUAUUAAAUAUUGUUGAACUAAGUGUUCCUACUGUGGUUAUGUAUAGAAGAUAAGAGCUUCAAGUGCCUGGGGAGGGAAUUGCCUAUAAAUCAUAAUGAUUGGGGGUAGGGAGGGGGAGAUACUGUUAACAGGAGUUUCAAUGAGCAAAAGCCUCCAAAAUAAACAAAUAUGACUAAACAACCGUAUGUUUAGAGACUUGUUUUACACAGACAGUGUCAGACACUGGAAGAUUGAGAGUUAUGUCUAGUCAUGCUUUUCAAUGUUAACUGUAGCCAGCCCACUGGCUGGUUCAUAACACAGAUUGUUGCUGAGAGGAAAACUUGGGUUCAAGGUUGAAAUCAAUGGGCUGGCAUGGGGUGUAAGUUAGGACAGUGUUUGGCCCAGUGUCUCACAUCCGUGAAUUGAUCCUGAGAGGGGCUGAGCCCAUGUAGCUUCCAUUGAAGUGACUAAGAACUGCAGGUGCUCAGCCUGUCCUGGAAUCAGACAUGUUCAACAGGCUUCCUUGCUGCCUUACUUGACGGCAGUGCACAGUCUGUGGGUGUGAGGGAGGAAGAGAAAGAUGGUGGUUUAGAAUGAAGCAGUGGGUGGAAAUUCCAGACCCUUUGAUCCCCAGUUGAAUGAACUAAAGCCUCCCCUGCUAUCCUUACACAUGCCUUAUCAAGGCCUAUGGGGCUGAGGUAGAGCGCACACACUGGUGCCUGGGACCAGCGCCAUAAAGAGAGUACAAAUAAAUGUUAAUAACUAGCCACUAGUUAUGUUUUGCACUUGAACUUAAAUGUACUGUACUGUAAAUUCUCAUGACUCGUUGAAGUGUCCUUUAAAAUCAGAAAUGUAUUUAUUGUAUGUUUGUAUAACGUUUUGGGAAUGGAGAAUUGAAUGGGUGACAGGCUAAAGGUGUUAAAUCGUCUCAGUGAAGCGAAAACAUUUAUACAGAGUUAAUGCAAUAUGCUAUUACGUCAACUUCUACUGAACAGCACCUAUACUGAGGUGGAGAUCUUACAUAUUGUGUUUACACUUCCAAAUUGUUUUUUGAAAUGCCUGCUCUUUUGGAACUGUACAUUCAUUCCCUGUUGCAAAAUGAACAUGUACACAUGGAUUUUGAUAUUUGUGAAAAUUGUAAAAGUGCAGUAAGAAAAAUAUAAAAUAUCUAUAAUGUGUUUAAAAGAACCUGUUUGAA